GUUCAACUUACUACCUAUUAUCGUUUCACCAAUUAAGCUCCUCCCUGCACAUUAAGCACCAAUCAAUCAGCCAACAUGGAAGACCCAGCCUCAGAAAUCAGCACCAUAAUCCACCACCUCACGCAAUCCACCCCGCAAGACCAAGAGCGCACGAUCCAGAAAUUCUUCACCCCGUCCGCGGCCUUCGUCCACCCCUUCUGCCGCGUCUGGAGCUACCCGGGCAGCCGCUGGUUCGUCGAAAAGAUCUACCAAUGGUACAAGAUCAUGUCGCCGCGGAUUGAACUGGAGGUGCAAUCGGUUGCCUUCGACAAACCCUCCCUAAAACUCUACCUCACCAUCUCCCAGAUCUUCUCCAUCUGGCUGGUGCCCUUCCAUGUGGCGCCGGUGACCCUGACGACCGUGCUGGACCUGACCACGGACCCGGAGGACGGGCGCACCCCCGUGCAAGGGUCCGGGAAGCGGUACUACAUCAAGAAGCAGGAGGACUUCUACCAGCCCUCGGAGUUCAUCAAGUUCGUCCUGCCCUGGGGCAUCGGGCAGCUGUUGGUGCUGGCGGCGCAGACGUGGGCGACGCUGUUCUGCAUCGUCGGGUGUGCGGUGUUCUGGCCGCUGAUGUGGUUGGAGGAGAAAGGGGUCGUGCCCGGUAGGGUGUUGAAGAAGGGGAAUCUGGGUGGGGAUGUGGUCGGGUGGGAGAAGAGGAGGUUUUUGAUGGUUAAUGGGACGGGGGAGGGUUCCGGGGGGGAGGGUUCCGGGGAGAAGCAGGGAGAAGGGAAGGGGGGGCAGAAGGGGGAGUAA
This is a messenger RNA of Aspergillus japonicus CBS 114.51, 795 nucleotides long. RefSeq lists its product as uncharacterized. Lineage: Eukaryota; Fungi; Ascomycota; Eurotiomycetes; Eurotiales; Aspergillaceae. The coding region runs from base 76 to 795 and encodes 239 amino acids. The record is from RefSeq and is a predicted model, not a curated record. The transcript has 3 exons.